CAGCCGAGCCACGCCGCGGGAGCAGCCCCGCUGCCCGCCCCGCUCCGCUCCGCCCGGCCCGGCGGCGCCGCAGCCGGCAGCAUCGCGGCGGGACUGCCCGGGGAUGCAGCCGCGCUAAGAACAAAAGCCCUCUACGCGGUCACGCUCCGGGGCUUUGAAGCGGCCCGGCCCGGCCCGGCCAAACUUGGAUCUCUGCCCCCUCCGCCGAGCCGCGGCGGGCGUCCGGAUUGAACUCUCCGGCGCCUUCCCCGCACGCCGCGGGCAGCGGCAGCGCCUGAGACCCGGGGUUCCCCCGCCUGCCGCCCUCGCCCGCUGCGCGCCGUCCCGCCGGGGCUGCCCGGGGAGGGGGGCCGCACCCCGCGCCGCCCGGCACGGCACCGCGCCGCCCCGGGGACCCCGGCCGCCUCCCCGCCGCGGGACCUUGGCUUUGCCCUUCGCACGGCAGGUGGCGGGGCCAGCGGAGAAGGAUGCGUUUCUUCCCGUGGGGAUUUUGGCUGCUGUGUGUCGCCUCCGCCCCGGCUCGCGGUGACAGCGGCAGCAAGGCGAGGAGCUGCGCCGAGGUCCGGCAGCUGUAUGGGGCCAAGGGCUUCAGCCUCAGCGGCGUGCCCCAGGCCGAGAUCUCCGGGGAGCACCUGCGAAUCUGCCCACAAGGCUAUACCUGCUGCACCAGCGAGAUGGAGGAGAACUUUGCAAACAAAAGCCGAAGUGAAUUUGAAGCCAUGAUGAAAGAGGCCGGUCGCUCUGUGCAGACGACCCUAACAGCGCAACACAGAAGCUUUGACAGUUAUUUCCAGGAUUUGUUGAACAAGUCAGAAAAGGCCCUUUAUGAUGCUUUUCCAAGCAUGUACGGAGAAUUGUACACUCAAAACAUGAAGGUCUUCAAGGACUUGUACAGCGAGCUACGUCGCUAUUACCGGGGCUCCAACAUCAACUUGGAAGAGGCCCUCAAUGAGUUCUGGACACGCUUGCUGGAGCGGCUCUUCAAGCUGAUGAAUCCCCAGUACCAUAUCACAGAUGAGUACCUGGACUGCAUGGUGAAACAUGCGGAGCAGCACAAACCCUUCGGGGAAGUUCCCAGGGACCUGAAGGUGAAGGCAACCCGAGCCUUCAUCGCGGCACGCUCCUACGCACAGGGCUUUCUUGUGGGCAGCGAUGUGGUCAAAAAGGUGUCUCAGGUAUCUCUCAGCCAUGAGUGCACUCGCGCCAUCAUGAAGCUGAUGUACUGCCCGCACUGCCGAGGCAUGUCCAGUGUGAAGCCAUGCAACAACUACUGCCUGAACGUUGUGAAGGGCUGCCUGGCCAACCAAGCAGACCUGAACACCGAGUGGAAGUACCUGAUGGAUUCCCUGGUCGUAGUGGCCGAUCGGAUUGAUGGACCUUACAACGUAGACACCGUAAUAGGGACCAUUCACAUGAGGAUCGCUGAAGCAAUUUCUAACUUGCAAGAAAACAAAGAUUCAAUCACAGCCAAGGUUUUCCAAGGCUGUGGAAAUCCCAAAAUCAGCACAAAAGGCUCCAGCAGCGAUGACAAGAAAAGGAGGGGGAAGGUUGCAUUGGAAGCAAAAUCCUCUGCGCAAGCACUGGAGAUGCUGGUUUUAGAUGCCAAAGGGAACCUGACAGCUCUCAAGACUUACUGGAUCACCCUGCCCAGCAGCCUAUGCAGCAAAAAAGUAAUGGCCAGCUCAGCAGCAGAUGACAAGUGUUGGAACGGGAUGACCAAGGGCAGUUACCUGCCUGAAGUGAUGGGGGACGGCUUAGCUAAUCAGAUUAACAACCCAGAGGUAGAGGUGGACAUCACCAAGCCAGAUAUGACCAUUCGCCAGCAAAUCAUGCAGCUAAAGAUCAUGACAAACCGGCUGGGCAACGCUAACAUUGGGAAUGAUGUGGAUUUCCAAGACGCAAGUGAUGACAUGAGCGGCUCUGGAAGUGGUGACAGCUGUCCUGACGACGUCUGCGGCAAAAGACUUUCUAAGAGCCCCAGCACCAGGCAGCCAGAAACGCAUGCUAUUCCUAAGCAGUCUGGACACGGCAUUAAUGGGGCCAGCAGCAGAUCUUUGCCUUCUGCCUUCCUCCUCCUCCUUUCGGUGGCUUUCAUUGCCACGCAGCACUUGUGGCGGUAACUCACUAGCACAGCCAGGAAAGAGACUGCGGCCGGGGGCUUCACUUUGCCAAAACCAACCAACAAACCAACCAACCAACCAAAGGACAUAUUUAAUUCACCUUGGCAACAAAAAAAAAAAAAAAAGAGGGAGGAGAAAAAGGUUUCAGUUGUUUGCUAUUUCUGGCAGUGCUCGAGCUGUUUUCUUCUUUCUUGGUCUUUUCCCCAAUGCUGGGCCCUUCUUUCCGUACCUCAUUGUUUUACUUUUGUUAUUGCCACAAACUGGCUCUUGAGGCUGAAACAAGCCUUUGCAGAGAGGCCUCCAGGGGGAACCCAGCCGGCCCCUCCGAGGGCAGCUCUUCUGCCUCCCGUGGAAUACGCAAUUGCCCUGAUCUAGUUACCCAGCUGCUGGCCAGAGCGCUGCUUACCAUACAGCUGCUGAAAGCAAGAUGACGCCGAGAGCAACGCCACUUCGUAACGCAGAGAUACUGAGAUGGUCAGCGCUGCUCAAGUGCUGCAUUCAGGGUCUCUUUCAGGUUUUUCCUCUGUACUUCCUAGGCCGGCAGAGAUGGCCCUUCACUUCCAGUGGCAUACGUAGGAGCGUGAGCAGGUUUGGUGGGUUGAACUGAAACAGUUUGGCAGUGGCUGUUGGACCCAAAAACGCAGAACUCCCUUUUUCUUUGGAAAGGUCACAAGUGGGUUUCUUGACUAGAGCUCGUAGCUGACGACAAUUUGAAAUGUAGGUCUCCUACAUCUAAGUGACUGGGAAUGAGUGUUAGGGGUUGGGGUUUGGGGGUAUUUUUUCUUUGCAUGCUAGUUGGAAAGCCAUUUUUUACCCAAGUGUUAAUGGUCCAAUUUCUACCUGCAGUGCAGUACCGUCAUAGGUAACAGAGAGAUGAAAAUAUGCACAGUAGGAUUCUCCACUUGACAGGCAGUUGUGCUGCCUCCUCCUCCUCCUCCUCUGGCCCCAGCUGUGGAUGGGAAUCUCUUUUUUUUUUUUUUUGGUAAAAAGAAAGAACAGGGACUUUUUACUAACUGGAGCAUUGCAACUGGUUGUGAGAGCUCACACCGGGCACGUGCAGGAGUGACCCCCCCCAGGGAGCUGCCUUAGGGCAGAGAGGGGCUGGUAGUGAUUAGCCCUGGGCAGUGUCCCUACCCAGGAGACUGACUCAAGGUAGCACCUACCAGGGGGGCAUGUGAGGACGGGACAUGUUCUGUUUGAGAUAUUUUUUUCUUUUGGCAUUUCUUGCUGUUGCAUUGUAGGUUUUUAAGUGAAUUCCCGCUUUCCCUGUCCCUUCCCCAUCCUCCCACGCACCUUCCCUAACCACUGCAGGGACAGGGUGAGACAGCGGGUCAGACACAUGCCAGCAGCUCCAUUUUGGCUCAGGGAAGGGCCAGGCUCACCCUCUGCCGCCCCGUCCCACCACACGCCAGCCUCUGGGUCACACGGGCGGCUGCCCUAAACCCUGAAAUGCUUGAUAGGGUGGACUCCAUGCCGGGUUCUGAGACUGGGGGUGGUCGGUGAAAGAUAUAAAUAUCCUCACGUAGCUGUAGGAGUGUCUGUGCUUGUAGGGCUGUGUGCUUCGGGGCUUCCAGAAGGCUUCUGUACCUGACAGGUACGACAAGCAUCGGCUGGAGAUGUAGGUUUAGCAGAUGUUACAGAUACAACACAGUCACUGUGACUGGUUGGGCCGAGAGCAUGCCCAGGGGUUGGGCUUCAUUCAUAUGGGGUUGGGUUUGAGUUUCAAAUGUGUUUGUACUGCAGGUGAGAGGGAGGGCAGAGGUGUAUCUAUCUCCUACUUUACUGGUCUGCACAGCAAACGUUUGAGCAUUUCUCCUCUGUCCUGCCAGAGGAGACAUGUCUUUGGGGUGAGCAAACAUUAUGGGGUUGGGGUUUGGCUGUUUACUAAGAAAGGGAAAAAAAAAACAUUUGUAACAUUAGCAGUUUCUAGAAUGUGCAGUUUAAGGGCAGAUGAGAACAUGAGCAAGGUAACGCCAAAAGCCGGUGCAGGCAGGCACGGAGGGAGCUUAUCGCCUGCCCUCCCUGGGGCAGGGGUCCCACCUGGGGCCAGGUAAUGACACUGACGGUACCUCAAACUAGGCAGAGAUUUUAGGCCAGCUUUGACUUCUUGGCUUCUCCAAGUCACAGUGACUAAUGUUACUGACUUGGUAUCCUUUCUGCCUUGUACUCACCGCCUUGUAAGGUUAAAACUGAUCUAAUCUGGUAGUGUUCCAGAAAUGAAAGCCAGGAUGCUGGACGUUGGCUAAAGGACAGACAAUGCCACUAGAACCAUCAGAACCCAGGAGUGGAUAAAUACAAGUCACAGAUUUAUACAGAUUUAUUUACUUCUAGAAAUAUGGCAAGUUCCAUGUUACUUUUACUGCUCUAAAGAGUUCCUAUCUUUUUUGUUUGGGUUUUUUUUUAACCAGAAUCGCCAAUACAAAUUUAGCCUUCAGUUACAGAAAUCCCCACAACCAAUCCUGCAGAAACUUUACAUCCAAAGCAAAAAAAGAAGGGAGAGGGGGGCAUUAAAACAUUGUACCCUCUUCAAAAAAUGGUUGGGUUGGAUUGGAGUUUUAACACAUGGAUGCCGAGGUCAAUGUUUUGCUUUGCAGAAUGGGAGACUGAAAGGGAAGUCCUUGUCAUUUCCAUUUCUGUGCAGUUAGCAUUUGCUGUCAGCCUGUUACCCUCACAAGCUUCUUAUGGGUUCCAAGGGGAGAACACCUUAAAUGUGAAACCAAGGAUUUACUGAUUGUCUAGUUAAUAUUUUAACAAUUUAAUAGCCCAAAUUAUUGGUCUUGUUACAAUAAUAAAACCCGAUAGUCCAAAAUUAAUAAGACAAAGCCUCAAGGAUACAGUAGAAACUGUUAUGCGGGAGAAACCCUUCCUGAUGCCUUCCCCCUUUGGCUGGGGUUGAGCUCCCACUUCAGUGUCCCUCUGGGCCCCGAGGGCGACUGCUUCAGUCCUCCUGGAGCCGAGCUGGGGGUCAGACCAGCAUCAGCAGCCCGAGGUCUGCCCGGGCGGGCAAGGGCAGUGCCGGGGGCUCUUCCCCCUCUUUGCCAGGAGGCGCAUGAUGUUGGGGUUGACGCUUCCUCCCUCCUCAGCCCUGGGUCUGCUUGGGUUUAUUUUGUAUACCUUUUCACACAGUCUGCCUACACUGCUGCUUUUUGUCAGUUCCUGGUUAUUAAGUUUUUCUGUUCUCUUCGUUGCCCUGAAGCGGUUUCCUCGACCUGCUGCAAUUCAGUGGCCGGGGCAGUGCUCGGCCGUGCCACCUUCCACUGGGAAGCCGAAACGGCCGAGUUCCCCCAGGUAAUUGACUUGGUAUCACUCUAAACUAAAGCAAACCUAAAGCAAACCAUAGUUACCUGACAGCUAGACAAGCGCUGGCAUGGCUCAACAAGCUGAAGUCAGCCCAGGUCCAGACAAGCCCUGAGCCUGCGCUCGGGCUGACACAGAGCCUGGGGCCUUUCAGUGCUGAUAAAUGACAUUUCCUGGGCUACUGCCUGCUCGAAACUGUUGUGACAAACCUCCCCAGCCCCGCGGCGGUGGGGGGCUGAGGGCUGCAGCCAUGGCGGGGGCUGGCAGCUGCCGUGGGUUGGUUACGUGAAUGGGGAGCUCUGGGGAACGGGGAUGGCUGGGGAGGAACGUUUGCUUCGAUGUUAGCAAGAUGGUGAUUCAUGGUGUUCUGGUUUGAAAAGGCCUUGUACUUCACAGGGAUGCGGAGCGGGGUGAUGGUCUAGGAAAAAAUAUUAACAAGGACCCCUGUCCCUGAAAAGAGGAGAACCAGAAAUAGUGGAUUUCCAAGUGUCUCUGUCUUUCAGCCUGCUCUUUUGUGCCAUAAUGUGUAUGUUUUAACUAAGGGCGAGGGUCUCAAAAGGCUUUGAGAGCGCAGCUACUUAUCAUUUACAAAUGACAAACUGCCUGUUGUUUUCCGGUGGGCUUGAUAGGGGCUAAGGUAUAGCAAAAUAUCUAAAGUCCACCUUUGCUUUAAACAGAUGCAUUUCUACCUGCAGGAGUAAGAAUUAUUUCACUUAUUGGCAUAGCUGGACAGUUAUCUAUUUCUUUCUGUUACCAAGGUACUUGUAACUCUCUUGCACUGUUUAUCUAAAGUUGAAAUAUGUUCUUUGAAUCCUUGUAUAAAUAAAAAGGCUGGAGACUUAAA
Molecule: messenger RNA, 6261 nt
Organism: Aquila chrysaetos chrysaetos
Lineage: Eukaryota; Metazoa; Chordata; Aves; Accipitriformes; Accipitridae
Gene: GPC1
Product: glypican 1
Exons: 9
Coding region: 468-2120 (550 amino acids)
Biological process (GO): negative regulation of fibroblast growth factor receptor signaling pathway; regulation of protein localization to membrane; cell migration
Cellular component (GO): plasma membrane; extracellular region; cell surface
Molecular function (GO): fibroblast growth factor binding
Source: RefSeq, a predicted model, not a curated record